AUGGAUGCGAAUGUAUCGCCUUACCAGCUGCGAACUGCAUUACACGAGGUCAUGCAGACUCGCCAGAAUGAAAUUGAUGAAAUAUUGCCUCAAUAUGCCAAUUCACUUAAAGAGCUAUAUUUGAUGCUUGAACCUAGGCGAAAUGGACCUAACGAAUUUCCACCCGUAGUAGAGGAAGGCUUAUUGGAAGAAGACAGGGUCGAAAGGGGCUACGAAGAAUGGAGAGAGCGAUAUAAACUUGGAGAAGGAUCGAGUAUAUCAACCUUAACAUUACCUCCAUUACCGCCUAUAUCACCACCUGCGACUUCUACAGUUUUUCCUGAUGAACCAGCCGCAGUCGAUCAACCUCAAGCUUCUACAUCUACAUUGUCUCCACCUCAAAGCAAAACACAUCUAAGUAUGGAUUCAGGUGUAAUAGGCCAAAAGCGUUCAGACGAUGAAACACAAGAACGUCCCUUUGUGAGAUUGAUGAAAUCGCCUUCUUUUGGCUUGGAAGAUCCAAGUCUUUCAUUAACAGUCACGAUGGACGAAAUACAACCUCGACCUCGUUUAAUCCCUUCAACGUCUUUCGCUCCUGCACCUAAAUUGGUAGUACCAGAUUGGAUUCCAUUGGACAAUUAUCGACCAUCUGAGAAACCCGCUCAAGUACCAAAAAUCUUGAUGCCAUUAGAAACGGAUUAUACGUCGAAAUUACCAAAACUGCCACCUCUACCACCGCAACCACGCCCGACGCAAACAACGGGUUCAUCGAAGAAAAGGCUGAAAUUAAAUGAUCAAGUCGAUUUAUAUAAACUUCAAGCUUCAUACUCUCUGAAUCCAUUAAGUGGAUCUUUGACGAAAUCUAGUAAAUGCGUCUUGACAAACGAUUGGAAAGUUGCUUUGGCAGAAAUGCGACAUGUCAGAGCUAUGGAACGGAUAGAAAUGAAGAAGAAUGAGGGGAGGUGGAGCUUAAGACAACCCAAGAAACUGAGGGGUCCUCCAGUACCAAAAUCACAUUGGGACUAUCUCCUGGAAGAAAUGGAAUGGAUGAGAGUCGAUUUUACGGAAGAAAGAAAAUGGAGGAUUGUUGAAUCGAGAGAAUUCGCUUAUCAAGUCGUUGAAUGGCACCUCUCAAAUCCAGAAGAAAAAGCAAAACUGAUGGUGGGAGGACGAGGUUGGGGUCAAAGUAGAGAUCAACCUAUACCUGGUCAUUCUGGCCGUCGCAAUCAAGUUGAGGGGGAUGAUAUGGACAGUGGGGAUAAGGAGAUACCGGCAACAUCGGCAGAAGAUGACGAUGUGGAAAUGCUGGUGGGACAAGCAGAACCUUCGCCAAUAGAAGAAGGUGUUGCAGGAGCCGAAGUGCUGGAUAGUAUACAAGAAAUGAAGGAAGUGAAGGACAAAGAUCAAGAGCAGGAGGUGAAGAAAGAAGCUGAAGACGUGGUCAUGGGCGAAGACGUCGAUGCUGAAAGAGAAGAAGAUGCAGAUGGAGAACCAGAUGACGGUGGUACCGCCGAUGCGGAUGGAGAGGAGGAAGAUGCUGAAGGAGAAGAAGACGCUGAGGGUGAAGCUGAAGAUGUCGGUGAAGAGGUAGUUGGCCUUGAUGAUAUUGACAACGCGGAUGACAAUGAUCGUGAUGCUUCCGAAGUCCGUCGUGAUACAGUAUUACCGAAUGGACUUGUGAUCAACAAACGUUUUGCCAAUGUUGAAGAACUCGUCGCCGCUCGGCAACCCUUAUUAGAACUACCUUUCAAUCUUGCAAUAAUCGACCUGGAGUCACUUCCAAAUUUCACUCAAAAACCAUCCACAACCGCAGAUGCUGCUGAAGCUCAAACACCGCCUUCUCUCGUUGACCUUUUCCCUGAAUUAGCAGUGUAUACCGGUCCUGCACCUCCCGAAGACGGCAAACCGCCUCGGCGUCUAGACGAAGGUCAAACAGCGGGGAAUCGAAUAGCUCACACAUCACGUAUUAUGGAUAUCCGACCAAUCUUAGUUUCUACUCUACAGCCGGCGAAAAACGCUCAGGAUGGGAUAUGGGAUCUUCACGAAGGACCGUAUUUCGAAGAUCCAAAAGGAACAACAGAUGUCAGCUCUACGGUAGUAGCUGCUACUUCAAGCGUAUUUUAUGGAAGGGGUAUGAGACCAUUGGACUCACUUCGCCCUCCUGAACAAAUAAAGCCUACAUCUCAACAUCUUCGUCCUCAAUUAGCCUGGAGUACGGAAGAUGAUGAUCAUUUGUUGAAACUUGUCGCCACAUAUCCUUUUCAUUGGCAACUCAUUGCUGACUGUUUCAAUUCCGAAAAAGCCACAAUACCAACUGAAAAACGAACCGGUUACGAAUGUUGGGAAAGAUGGUAUUUCAGCUAUGGAGAAGGUAAAGAUAAAUUGAAAAAGGCUGAAACACAAGUCUCAGCUUCUGUGGCUGCCACACCUACCAUCCAGCCGCCAGCUAUUGCUACUCCUGCUACAAUAUCAGCAGCUCCAACUCCCGCUCCCGCUUCUGCUUCUGCCCCUGCCCCUGCCCCUGCUCCUGCUCCUGUUCCUCAAUCCGCUGUACCACCUUCGACUGCUGCAUCCAGUAAAACAGGAGUUCAAACACCUCAAUCUGCUACACCGCAACAAACUCCCGUUACCGGUGUUUCAGUCCCUGCCCUUCCUACAGCGACUCCUCAAGCUCCAGGAACAGCUGGAACAGAUACUCAACAGCCCGAUGGCGCUCCUCCACCUCCAGGAAUGUCGAAGAGAGAUAGACAAGCUGCGAAACCGAAAUACGAAGGAUCGAAGAAAUCUAUCAGACAUCAAGCCAUAUAUGAUGCCGCAAAGAGGAUGAACAGGAGAAGAGAGGCGAACAAGGUCAAGAUGCCUGUGAAAGACCAACCAAAGAAAGUGAUCAAUGUCCACGAAUCUCAUGUUAGCUAUUUAAUGUCAUCGAUAUCUACGCCGUGGGAACUCGUUGAAACAAAAUAUCAAAGGGAUGUUCAAGCUAUCCAACAACGUCAACAACGUGCCAUGCAAGAACAACAACGGCAAAUGGCUAUGAGACAACAAAUGAUACAGCAACAGCAAGCUGCUCAUCAGGCUCAACAACAGCAAGCAGCACAAGGAUCACAACAACCACAGCAACCCCAACAGCCUGGUCAACCUGGUCAACAACCUCAAGGUCAAUCGUCUCAACCUACACCACAGCCGCAACCUCAACAACCACAAAUGCGACCUCCACCUAAUGCGCCUGUACGGAUGGGACCCAAUGGGCAACCUAUGCCUAACAUGGCACCUAGUCAACAACAAUUGCUCAAUGCUGUGGCAGCUGCUAAUGCAGUCAACAGACAGAAUGUCAACGGUGUACCUGGACAAGGGAAUGUUAGACCUAUGCAGGGACCACAACAGAGUCAAUCACCACAAGUUCAACAACAAAUGCAACUUUUACAAGCACAACAGAUAGCGGCUCAACAAGCUCAAAUACGUGCUGCACAGCAAGCUCAAGGUCAAGGUCAAGGUCAAGGUCAAAAUGUUAGAAUGAGUGGCACACCACAUUCACAAUCAUCGCAACUAUCUAAUUCACCUUAUAAUCAAGUUGGUACACCCAAUGGAGAUCCCUCCCAUUCUUCACCUGCUUUGCAACAGACUUCCCCACAGAAUAACGCUCCCAGGGUACCAUCUGGACCUGUACCCCAACAUCUAAGAGUGCCGAGUGCAGGCAGUCAAGGUUCACCUCAGAUGUCUAGUCCAAUGCCAAUGCCUCAGCAGAAUCAGCCUCAAGUCCAGAUGCAAAACCCAACGGUAAACAAUGCGGCGAUGCAGCAAAUCAUCGCUCAAUUAGCUGCUAAUGGACAACAAGCUACUCCGGAACAAAUUAGAGCUCUAAUGAUGAGGAAUGCUCAAAUGCAAGCUGCUGCCCAAGCACAGGCACAGGCGCAAGCGCAAGGGAACCUUGGAACUCCUCAGAUGGGUAAUCAGGCGGUACAAGGCGUCCAACAUUUUGCUAGAUCGCCUAGUAUCCAGAACGCCCAAGUUCAGGCCAGAGGAAGUCCAAAGCCUAAUCAGGGAUAG
Messenger RNA from Kwoniella shivajii, 4026 nucleotides. RefSeq lists its product as uncharacterized. Lineage: Eukaryota; Fungi; Basidiomycota; Tremellomycetes; Tremellales; Cryptococcaceae. The transcript has 8 exons. Gene Ontology annotation, biological process: DNA repair. Gene Ontology annotation, cellular component: NuA4 histone acetyltransferase complex. Gene Ontology annotation, molecular function: chromatin binding. The record is from RefSeq and is a predicted model, not a curated record. The coding region runs from base 1 to 4026 and encodes 1341 amino acids.